Molecule: messenger RNA, 1950 nt
Organism: Sturnus vulgaris (Common starling)
Lineage: Eukaryota; Metazoa; Chordata; Aves; Passeriformes; Sturnidae
Source: RefSeq, a predicted model, not a curated record
AUGAACUAUGUGGGGCAGCUGGCUGAGAGCUUCCUCAUCACAGUGAAGGGGCUGUACCAGGAUCUGAACCCUGCCACCCUGUCAGGCUGCAUCGAUGUGGUCGUGGUGAGGCAGCCUGACAACUCCUUCAAGUGCUCCCCAUUUCAUGUGCGCUUUGGGAAGCUGGGAGUGCUGCGCUCCAAGGAGAAGGUGGUUGACAUUGAAAUCAAUGGAGAGCCUGUGGAUCUGCACAUGAAGCUGGGAGACAAUGGAGAGGCCUUCUUUGUUGAGGAGUCAGAGGAACAUGAGGGCAGCAUUCCCUUCUUCCUCCGCACAUCCCCCAUCUGCAAGGAGCGGAGCCCAAAGGAUGAAGUUCAGCCCUCCCAUGGCCUCGAGGCCUCCAGUGCUGGAGUGAUCCUGCACAAGAGGAGGCGACACAAGAGAAAGCCCAAGAAGAAUGAAGUCUUGGACUUGGAUUCUGACAGCUGUGAUGAGACCAAAAGUGAGGUGACCAUAAAAGAGCCCUGCAAGCUGCCAGCCCCAAGCUUCAUGCUGAGCCAUCAAUUUUCCAAAAGUGAUUCUGAACUGGAGAUCAAACGACAGGAAAGUUUUUCUCUAGGGGCUGAAUCCCACAUGAAGUGGACCUGGGGAAUGCUCCCUCAGCUGCCAUCCACCUUGCCUGCCAACAGCCCCAUGGACUCUGGAUCAAUGCCCACAGUUUCCCUGUCACUGUGCGGGGGCCUCAGGGGCAACAGGCAGAUCUCUCAUGAGAAGUUCAUGGAACACAUGGUUUCCUACCAGCAGUUUGCUGAGAAUCCAAGGCUCAUCAGUGACCCAAACCUGGUGAUAAUGAUCAACAAGAAGUAUUACAACUGGGCUGUGGCUGGUCCCAUAAUCCUGGCUCUGCAGGCUUUCCAGAGGAACAUUCCUGAGAGCAUCAUUGACGAAUUGGUGAAGGAGAAGAUGCUUAAGAAAGACAGAAAGUAUUGGUUCUCCUGGAAGAGGAGAGAAUUGCCAACAGAGAGGGAGGAAAAGGAGUCUUCCACUGACAAUGAGCCCCAGCACCCUGGGGACAUGUUCGCAAUGGAGGGCUCUGCUCAGAAACUUCUGCCAGCCUACAAGAUAGGGCAGGAGGAAAAGGAGUCAUCCAGUGACAGUGAGCUCCUGCACCCUGGGGACAUGUUGGCAAUGGAGGGCCCUGCUCAGAAACUUCUGCCAGCCUACAAGAAAUCCCUGCGGCUCUCCUCUGAACAAAUUGGAAGGUUGAAUCUGCAGGAUGGCCCCAACGAGGUGGCAUUCAGCGUGACAACUCAGUACCAGGGCACGUGCCGCUGUGAGGCCACUAUCUACCUGUGGAACUGGAACGAAAAAGUGGUGAUCUCAGACAUCGAUGGCACCAUCACCAAAUCAGAUGCUCUUGGACACAUCUUGCCACAGCUGGGUAAAGACUGGACUCACCGUGGGAUUGUGAAACUCUUCCACAAAAUCCACCUGAAUGGCUACAAGUUCCUCUACUGCUCGGCCAGGGCUAUUGGCAUGGCCCACAUUACCAAAGGCUACCUCAAAUGGGUCAAUGAGCAAGGCUGUGGCCUCCCCAUGGGCCCCAUGCUGCUUUCCCCCAGCAGUCUCAUGUCUGCCUUCCACAGGGAGGUGAUUGAGAAGAAGCCAGAGGUGUUCAAGGUCACCUGCUUGACAGACAUCCGAAAACUGUUUGCUACAAAGUGUCCCUUCUACGCGGGCUUCGGGAACAGGCCCAAUGAUGUCUAUGCUUACAAACAAGUGGGGCUGCCAGAGAGCCGCAUAUUCACAGUAAACCCCAAGGGAGAGCUGAUCCAGGAGCUCACAAAGAACCAAAAGUCAACAUAUGAGCGGCUGUCGGAGCUGGUGGAGGUCUUCUUCCCUCCUGUGGGACAGAGGGGGAGCACUGGUCUGGCACAGCCACCUUCCCUACUGGAGAUCUCCACUGCCUGA